Messenger RNA from Rhinolophus ferrumequinum (greater horseshoe bat), 3969 nucleotides. Its product is annotated as tubulin beta-3 chain. Gene Ontology annotation, cellular component: microtubule; cytoplasm; membrane. The record is from RefSeq and is a predicted model, not a curated record. Gene Ontology annotation, molecular function: structural constituent of cytoskeleton; GTP binding; G protein-coupled receptor activity. The transcript is spliced from 7 exons. The coding region runs from base 1030 to 3636 and encodes 868 amino acids. NCBI's taxonomy places the organism in Eukaryota, Metazoa, Chordata, Mammalia, Chiroptera, Rhinolophidae. Gene Ontology annotation, biological process: mitotic cell cycle; microtubule cytoskeleton organization; axon guidance.
CCCCCCCACACACUUGGGCCUUCAGAGGAGGGCAUGGUCCUCAGUGAGUGAGUGCUGGGAGCGGGUGGAAUGGGGCCAUCGGGUCCAUGGGGCACUGCUGACCCAGCGCCUGCAGUGACAGAGACAGGUCUGUCUGGAAGUGGUUCCUGGCACAGAGGAAAUGGGGGCCAGCACCUCUGUCCCUGCGAAGCUCCUGCAGCCCAUGUGGCCAGGAUGCCCCUGGCAGCACUCAGCAAAAGGACGGGGGUACCUUGGGGCAGGGGCUGCUCUCGGUGAACAUCUAACAUGAGGUGGGGGAUUAGGCGUUAGGGCUGGGGAUGGACAGUGAACAGCUAAUGAGCAUUCCCGAGGCAGAGCAGCAUCAGACAGGCGUGGAGGAACAGGAGGGCUUCCUGGAGGAGGUGGUGUUUGCCGUGGGCCUGGAGGAGGCUUGGAAGUCUCAGGGACAGGUCCAGAGGAUGUCCCACAUGCACAGAAGCCUGGAGCAGAGGCCAGACUGGGAGCGCUGGUUGGCUGAGCACAGGUGAGGCUGGCCAGGCUGCAGGGGCUUUGAGUGGUAAAGGGAGAUGUCCCCCCAGGAGUCUGGGGACCCUGGAAGCCGGGACAGCCCCAGGGGCCAUUUGCUCCACCUAGCGGCAGGCCAGGGUGCAUUCCCGGGCACACGCCCAUCAUGUGGCUGCCCUCAGGAGGAGGGGCUCCAGAACCCACUUUAAAGACUCCAUUCUUCCGGGCCUCAGCGCACCCCCUGACCUGGGGAGGCAGGAGGCAGACGCAUGAAGACCUGAGCGACCGCACCUCCAGCGAACAGGUGGGGAGGUGGGCUGAGGGCAGAGGGUCGGUGCUGCCAAGCUUGGGGUCUUGCUGGGAAGUGACCAGACUAGACUGGUGGAGAGGCUGGGGCCUCUCCUUCUGGGCCAUGCCCGGGCCGACAUUUGUCCAGCCAGGGAGAGGGUGAGUGUGAGGGUGGACUUUGGGGUACACACGAGCCGCCCUACUGGUGGCACCAUGAGUUGAGUGGAACUUCUGCCGAUGGAGGACCCCCUCCUGCUUCCUGGAGGAACUGUGGCCAUGCAGGGGCCCCAGAGGCUGCUGCAUGCCCUCAACUCCACCUCCCUAGCCGCCCCCCACCUCGCGCUGGCCACCAACCGGACGGGGCCCCGGUGCCUGGAGGUGUACAUUCCCGAUGGGCUCUUCCUCAGCCUGGGGCUGGUGAGCCUGGUGGAGAACGUGCUGGUGGUAGCCGCGAUCGCCAGGAACCGCAACCUGCACUCGCCCAUGUACUUCCUCAUCUGCUGCCUGGCCGCGGCCGACCUGCUGGUGAGCGUGAGCAACGUGCUGGAGACGGCCGUCACGCAGCUGCUGGAGGCGGGCGCCCUGGCUGCGCGGGCCGCCGUGGUGCAGCAGCUCGAUACGGUCAUCGACGUGCUCGUGUGCGCCUCCAUGGUGUCCAGCCUCUGCUUCCUGGGCGCCAUCGCCGUGGACCGCUACAUCUCCAUCUUCUACGCGCUGCGGUACCACAGCAUCGUGACGCUGCCGCGGGUGUGGCGGGCCAUCGCGGCCAUCUGGGUGGCCAGCGCCAUCUCCAGCAGCCUCUUCACCAGCUACUAUGCCCACACGGCUGCCCUGCUCUGUCUCGUCAGCUUCUUCAUAGCCAUGCUGGUGCUCAUGGCGGUGCUGUACGUCCACAUGCUCGCCCGGGCGUGCCAGCAUGCCCGCGGCAUUGCCCGGCUGCACAAGACGCGGCGCCCCACCCACCAGGGCUCCGGCCUCAAGGGCGCUGCCACCCUAACCCUCCUGCUGGGCAUCUUCUUCCUGUGCUGGGGCCCCUUCUUCCUGCACCUCUCACUCACCGUCCUCUGUCCCCAGCACCCGACCUGCGCCUGCGUCUUCAAGAACUCCCACCUCUUCCUGCUCCUCAUCAUGUGCAACGCCAUCGCAGACCCCCUGGUCUACGCCUUCCGCAGCCAGGAGCUCCGGAGGACGCUCCGAGAGGUGCUGCUGUGCUGCUGGUGGCGGGGCCCAGGGUGCCCUGUGCCCAGCACCUCCAUGGUGACGGGCUCAGACCCUGCCCAGGCCGCCAUCGGGUGCAACAGCUGGGGCAUCACUGGCCCCUCCUCAUCUGCUCUGAGGGGCCCAUGGGGCAGUCCAGGGCCCUCACUGAGGAGCCCACCUGGUCUCCUGCACAGUCGACCCCCUUCCUGGCACAGGCGGGGGCGGCAGACCCUCCGCAGCCAGCCCGGCAGUCCGCGCGCGUCCCGCAGCCGCCCGCCACACGCACCGAGCAUGAGGGAGAUCGUGCAUAUCCAGGCCGGUCAGUGCGGCAACCAGAUCGGGGCCAAGUUCUGGGAGGUCAUCAGCGACGAGCACGGCAUAGACCCCAGUGGAAACUAUGUGGGAGACUCAGACCUGCAGCUGGAGCGCAUCAGCGUCUACUACAACGAGGCCUCUUCUCACAAGUAUGUGCCUCGGGCCAUCCUGGUGGACCUGGAGCCCGGAACCAUGGACAGCGUCCGGUCUGGGGCUUUUGGGCACCUCUUCAGGCCUGACAACUUCAUCUUUGGCCAGAGCGGGGCUGGGAACAACUGGGCCAAAGGGCACUACACGGAGGGCGCCGAGCUGGUCGACUCAGUGCUGGACGUGGUGCGGAAGGAGUGUGAGAACUGCGACUGCCUGCAGGGCUUCCAGCUGACCCACUCGCUGGGCGGGGGCACGGGGUCCGGGAUGGGCACACUGCUCAUCAGCAAGGUGCGCGAGGAGUACCCUGACAGGAUCAUGAACACCUUCAGCGUGGUGCCCUCGCCCAAGGUGUCGGACACCGUGGUGGAGCCCUACAACGCCACGCUGUCCAUCCACCAGCUGGUGGAGAACACGGACGAGACCUACUGCAUCGACAACGAGGCCCUCUACGACAUCUGCUUCCGCACCCUCAAGCUGGCCACACCUACAUACGGGGACCUCAACCACCUGGUGUCGGCCACCAUGAGCGGGGUCACCACUUCCCUGCGCUUCCCGGGCCAGCUGAAUGCCGACCUGCGCAAGCUGGCUGUGAACAUGGUGCCCUUCCCGCGCCUGCACUUCUUCAUGCCCGGCUUCGCCCCUCUGACCGCCCGGGGCAGCCAGCAGUACCGCGCCCUGACCGUGCCCGAGCUCACCCAGCAGAUGUUCGACGCCAAGAACAUGAUGGCCGCCUGCGACCCCCGCCAUGGCCGCUACCUGACAGUGGCCACAGUCUUCCGGGGCCGCAUGUCCAUGAAGGAGGUGGACGAGCAGAUGCUGGCCAUCCAAAGCAAGAAUAGCAGCUACUUCGUGGAGUGGAUCCCCAACAAUGUGAAGGUGGCCGUGUGCGACAUCCCGCCGCGCGGGCUCAAGAUGUCCUCCACCUUCAUCGGCAACAGCACGGCCAUCCAGGAGCUGUUCAAGCGCAUCUCGGAGCAGUUCACGGCCAUGUUCCGGCGCAAGGCCUUCCUGCACUGGUACACGGGCGAGGGCAUGGACGAGAUGGAGUUCACCGAGGCCGAGAGCAACAUGAACGACCUGGUGUCCGAGUACCAGCAGUACCAGGACGCCACGGCCGAGGAGGAGGGCGAGAUGUACGAAGAUGAUGAGGAGGAAUCAGAGGCCCAGGGCCCCAAGUGAAGCAGCGGUCAGGGGGCGGGUCAGGCCACGGCCAGGGCCAAGAGGUCUGUCCCCCAGACCUACUGACGCCGCCCAGCCUUGCCCACCGGCUCCCGUCACCUCACCCUAGGGCUCCCUCAUGUCUGUCCUUCAGUAUUUGCAGCAUCCCCACCCCACCUGAGUCCAUUCAGCUCUGUCUUCCCGCCACAGGUCAUUUCCAUUUUUGUGUCACUCAUUUGUCUCUGCUUUAUUGUCAGCUCCAGGUCUGAUGUUUUAUGGUUCAUUUUGGGUUUUUUUUACUGGUUUGUGUUCAUAUUUUGGGGAGAUACUUAAUAAAUUUAUUGCUGUCAGAUA